AUGGCCGACGACGGACUGAACAUCUAUGAUGAGAUCGAGAUCGAGGAUAUGACCUUCGACCCGAAUAUCCAGAUCUACACAUACCCUUGUCCAUGUGGCGACCGCUUCGAGAUCGCGAUCGACGAUUUGCGCGACGGCGAAGAGAUCGCCGUGUGUCCCAGUUGCAGUCUAAUGAUCCGGGUUAUCUUCGACUUGGCCGAUCUUCCCAAAGCUGAUUGA
Messenger RNA from Penicillium verrucosum, 219 nucleotides. It is a transcript of the gene dph3, whose product is annotated as CSL family zinc fnger-containing protein. The coding region runs from base 1 to 219 and encodes 72 amino acids. The record is from RefSeq and is a predicted model, not a curated record. Gene Ontology annotation, molecular function: metal ion binding. Gene Ontology annotation, biological process: protein histidyl modification to diphthamide. Lineage: Eukaryota; Fungi; Ascomycota; Eurotiomycetes; Eurotiales; Aspergillaceae. The transcript has 2 exons.